UGGGAGAGGUGGGGCGGUGCAAAGGUGAGGCUCAGCAAAACCGAUAACCAGCACUUUCAUUACGUGCACCCCAGAGCCACGUCCCUGCCGCUGUCCUGGUCCUGAAGCCUGUUCUGCCCCAGCCCUCUGCCCGCUGGGCCCAUGCGGCUACUGGGGCUCCUUGGCCUCCUCUGGAUGCUCAAGGCCUCCCCAUGGGCCACAGGAACUUUAUCCAUGGCCACAUCCAUCUCUCAAGUGCCUUUCCCCAGGGCAGAAGCAGCCAGCGCUGCCCUCAGCAAUUCUCCACAUUCCAGAGACCUGGCUGGGUGGCCACUCGGUGUCCCCCAGCUCACCUCUCCUGCUCCUGGCCACAGGGAAAAUGCACCUGUGACGCUCACUACCUCCCCCCAUGACACACUCAUCUCUGAAACAUUGCUCACCUCUCCAGUCAGUUCCAACACCUCAACCACCCCAACGUCCAAGUUUGCCUUCAAGGUUGAAACCACUCCACCCACUGUGUUGGUCUAUUCGGCCACCACUGAGUGCGUGUAUCCAACGAGCUUUAUAAUCACCAUCUCCCACCCCACCUCCAUCUGUGUGACCAUGACACAGGUGGCCUUCACCAGCUCUUACACCCCCACUCCCGUGACACAGAAGCCAGUGACCACCGUCACCAGGACUUACCCUAUGAUCUCUACUGAGAAAGGAAUGUCAGCCGUGACAUCUUCUGCCUCUACCACCACUGCAAGGGAAACUCCCAUAGUGACAGUGACACCCUCGUCCUCUGUGUCAGCCACAGACACAACCUUCCACACUACAAUCUCCUCUACAACUAGAACCACAGAAAGGACUCCCUUGCCCACUGGAAGCAUCCAUACGACCAUGUCCCCAACCCCAGUAUUUACUAGUCUCAAAACAGCAGUGACUUCAACUUUCCCCAUCACUUCCACCAUCACUUCCACAAAUACAGUGACUUCUAUGACAACGACCGCCUCCCAGCCCACAGCCACUAAUACAUUGUCAUCACGCACCAGUACCAUUUUAUCUUCCACACCUGUCCUGAGCACAGAAACAAUCACCAGUGGUAUCACAAACACUACCCCUCUAUCUACCUUGGUGACCACCCUCCCCACUACCAUCACCAGGUCUACACCUACAUCUGAGACCACCUACCCUACUUCUCCCACCAGCACUGUCACAGACUCCACUACCGAAAUCACCUACUCCACAAGUAUGACAGGUACAUUGUCCACAGAGACUUCUCUCCCACCCACCUCUUCCUCUCUCCCAACCACAGAAACAGCCACGACUCCUAUGACAAACUUGGUAACCACCACCACUGAGAUUGCCUCCCACAGUACUCCCACCUUCUCUUCUUCAACCAUCUACUCCACAGUCAGCACAUCCACAACUGCCAUCUCCUCACUUUCCCCUACCUCAGGUACCAUAGUGACUUCUACAACCAUGACCCCAUCUUCUCUGAGUACAGACAUCCCUUCGACAACACCAACAACUAUCACCCAACAUUCUGUGGGCUCUACCGGUUUCCUGACUAUAGCAACAGACCUCACAUCAACAUUCACUGCUUCCAGUUCCUCAGCAAUGUCCACGAGUGUCAUUCCAUCUUCCCCUAGCAUCCAGAAUACAGACACCUCAUCCCUUGUCAGCAUGACCUCUGCCACUACUCCCCGUGGGAGACCAACUUUUGCAAGUACACACAGCACUCCUACAAGUUCCAUUCUGACGACCUUCCCAGCAACAUAUUCAUUUCCAUCUUCCAUGUCUGCCAGCAGUGCCGGGACCACUCACACAGAGAGUAUCUCCUCACCUCCAGCCAGCAGCAGUACACUCCACACAACAGCUGAAUCCACCCUGUCACCCACUACCACCACCUCAUUCACAACUUCCACAAUUAUGGAACCACCUUCAACCACUGUAGCAACUACAGAAACAGGUGAGACCACCUUCACCAGUUCUACAGCCACAUUCCCUGAGACCACUACACUGACUCCUACAACUGACAUGUCCACAGAAUCUCUCACAACAGCUAUGACUUCUCCUCCCAUCACUUUAUCAGUCACUUCCACAAAUACAGUGACUUCUAUGACAACUACGACCUCUCCUCCCACAACCACCAAUUCUUUUACAUCACUGACCAGUAUGACUCUGUCUUCUACACCUGUCCCAAGCACAGAAGCAAUCAGCAGUGGCACCACAAAGACAAUCCCUCCAUCUAUCUUGGUGACCACACUCCUCACUCCAAAUGCCUCAUCUGUGACUACAUUUGAGACCACCUAUCCUAAUUCUCCGACUGGUCCUGGUACAAACUCCAUGACUGAAAUCACCUAUCCCACCACUGUGACAGAGGCAUCAUCCACUGCCACCUCUCUUCCACCCACCUCUCCCUUGGUCUCAACCGCAGAAACAGCCAAAACUCUUACCACAAACUUGGUAACCACCACCACCAAGGCCACCUCACAUAGUACCACCAGCUUCACUUCUUCAACCAUCUACUCCACAGCCAGCACAUACACAACUGCCAUCACCUCAGUUCCCACUACCUUCGGUACCAUGGGAACUUCUACAUCCAUGAUCCCAUCUCCUCUGAGUACAGGUAUCCCUACCUCACAACCAACAACCAUCACUCCCUCAUCCGUGGGCAUCACUGGUUCAUUACCUAUGAUGACAGACCUCACCUCAGUGUACACAGUCUCCAGCAUGUCUGCAAGGCCAACAACUGUCGUUCCCUCAUCUCCCACUGUCCAGAAUACAGAAACCUCAUCCUUUGUCAGCAUGACCUCUGCCACCACUCCCAGUGGGAGGCCAACUUUUGCCAGUACACACAGCACUCUGACAAGUUCCCUCCUGACGACCUUCCCAGGGACAAAUUCAUUUUCGUCUUCCAUGCCUGCCAGCAGUGCCCGGACCACUCACACAGAUAGUAUCUCCUUACCUCCAGCCAUCACCAGUACACUCCACACAACAGCUGAGUCCACCCCAUCACCCACUACCACAACCUCAUUCACAACUUCCACAAUGAUGGAACCACCUUCAUCCACUGUAUCAACUACAGGCACAGGUCAGACCACCUUCCCCAGCUCUACAGCCACAUUCCCUGAGACCACUACACUGUAUCCUACAACUGACAUUUCUACAGAAUCUCUCACAACAGCCAUGACUUCUACUCCUCCCAUCAGUUCUUCAAUCACUCCCACCAAUACAGUGACUACUAUGACAACUACGACCUCUUGGCCCACAGCCACUAAUACGUUAUCAUCACUCACCAGUAGCAUUUUAUCUUCUACACCUGUCCCAAGCACAGAAAUGAUCACCAGUCAUACCACAAACACCACCCCUCUAUCCACCUUGGUGACUACACUCCUCACUACCAUCACCAGGUCUACACCUACAUCUGAGACCACCUACCCUACCUCUCCCACCAGCACUGUCUCAGACUCCACGACCCAAAUCACCUAUUCCACAAGUAUAACAGGUACAUUGUCCACCGCCACUUCUCUCCCACCCACCUCUUCCUUUCUCCCAACCACAGAAACAGCCACGACGAGUCCUACCACAACCUUGGUAACCACCAUCCCCGAUACCACCUCCCACACUACCCCCACCUUCACUUCUUCAACCAUCUACUCCACAGUCAGCACAUCCGCAACUGCCAUCUCCUCAGCUUCCACUAUCUCAGGUACCAUGGUGACUUCCACAACCAUGACCCCAUCUUCUCUGACGACAGACAUCCCUUCGACAACACCAACAACUAUCACCCACCCUUCUGUGGGCUCUACUGUUUUCCUGACUACAGCAACAGACCUCACAUCAACAUUCACUGUUUCCAGUUCGUCAGCAAUGUCCACAAGUGUCACUCCAUCUUCCCCCAGCAUCCAGAAUACAGAAACCUCAUCCCUUGUCAGCAUGACCUCUGCCACUACUCCCAGUGGGAGACCAACUAUCACAAGUACUGACAGCACUCCAACAAGUUCCCUCCUGACGACCUUCCCAAGUACAUAUUCAUUUUCCUCUUCCAUGUCUGCCAGCAGUGCAGGGACCACUCACACAGAGAUUAUUUCCUCACUUCCAGCCAGCACCAGUACAAUCCACACAACAGCUGAAUCCACCCCGGCACCCACUGCCACCACCUCAUACACCACAUCCACAAUGAUCGAACCACCUUCAACCACUGUAGCAACUACAGGCACAGGUCAGACCACCUUCCCCAGCUCUACAGCCACAUUCCUUGAGACCACCACAGUGACUCCUACAACUGACAUUUCUACAGAAUCUCUCACAACAGCCAUGACUUCUAUUCCCCCCAUCAGUUCUUCAAUUACUUCCACCAAUACAAUGACUUCUAUGACAACUAUGACCUCUUGGCCCACAGUCACUAAUACGUUAUCAUCACUCACCAGUAGCAUUUUAUCUUCUACACCUGUGCGAAGCACAGAGAUGACCACCAGUCAUACCACAAACACCAGUCCUGUAUCCACCUUGGUGACCACACUCCCCAUUACCAUCACCAGGUCUACACCUACAUCUGAGACUGCCUACCCUAGUUCUCCCACGAGCACUGUCACAGAGUCCACGACUGAAAUCACCUAUCCCACCACUAUAACAGAGACAUCAUCUACUGCUACCUCUCUUCCACCCACCUCUCCCUUGGUCUCAACCCUAGAAACCGGCAAAACUCCUACCACACGCUUGGUAACCACCACCCCCAAGACCACCUCACAUAGUACCACCAGCUUCACUUCUUCAAUCAUCUACUCCACAGCCAGCACACACACCACUGCCAUCACCUCAGUUCCCACUACCUUGGGUACCAUGGUGACUUUUACAUCCAUGAUCCCAUCUACUCUGAGCACAGGUAUCCCUACCUCACAACCAACAACUAUUACUCCCUCAUCCGUGGGCAUCACUGGUUCAUUACCUAUGAUGACAGACCUCACCUCAGUGUACACAGUCUCCAGCAUGUCUGCAAGGCCAACAACUGUCAUUCCCUCAUCUCCCACGGUCCAGCAUACAGCAACCUCAAUCUUUGUUAGCAUGACAUCUGCCACCACUCCCAGUGGAGGACCAGCUUUCACAAGUACUGAAAACACUCCAACAAUGUCCCUCCUGACAAGCUUUCCAAUGACACAUUCAUUCUCUUCUUCCAUGUCCGAAAGUAGUACCUGGACCACUCACACAGAGAGUAUCUCGUCACCUCCAGGCACCACCAGUAUACUCCACACAACAGUUGAAUCCACCCCGUCACCCACUACCCCCACCUCAUUCACCACAUCCACAACGAUGGAACCACCUUCAACAUCUGUAGCAACUACAGGCACAGGUCAGACCACCUUCCCCAGCUCUACAGCCACAUUCCCUGAGACCACUACACUGACUCCUACAACUGACAUUUCUACAGAAUCUCUCACAACAGCCACGACUUUUACUCCUGCUAUCACUUAUUCAGUCACUCUCACCAAUACAGUGACUUCUAUGACAACUACAACUUCUUGGCCCACAGCCACUAAUACGUUAUCACUCACCAGUAGCAUUUUAUAUUCUACACCUGUCUUGAGCACAAAAACAAUCACCAGUCACGCCACCAAAACCACCCCUCUAUCCACCUUGGUGACCACACUCCCCACUACCAUCACCAGGUCUACACCUAUAUCUGAGACCACCUACCUUACUUCUCCCCCUGGCACAGCCACAGACUCCAUGACCGACAUCACCUACCCCACAAGUAUGACAGGUACAUUGUUCACCGAGACUUCUCUCCCACCCACCUCUUCCUCUCUCCUAACCAUAGAAACAGCCAUGACUCCUACCACAACCUUGGUAACCAUCACCCCUAAGACCACCUCCCACAGUGUUCCCAGCUUCACUUCUUCAACCAGCUACUCCACAAUCAGGACAACCACGACUGCCAUCUCCUCAGCUUUGCCUACCUCAGGCACCAUGAUGACUUCCACAACCAUGACCCCAUCUUCUCUGAGUACAGACAUCCCUUCGACAACACCAACAACUAUCACCCACUCUUCUGUCGGCUCUACUGAAUCCUCGACUACAACAACAAUCCUCUCCUCAACAUUUGCUGUUUCCAGUAGUUCAACAGUGUCCACAAGUGACAUCCCAUCUUCCCCCAACAUCCAGAAUACAGAAACCUCAUCCCUUGUCAGCAUGACCUCCGCCACCACUCCCAGUGAGAGACCAACUAUCACAAGUACUGGGGGCACUCAGACAACUUCCCUCCUGACGAGCUUUCCAGUGACAUAUUCAUUUUCCUCAUCCAUGUCUGCCAGCAGUGUAGGGACCACUCACACUGAGAGUAUCUCCUCACCUCCAGCCAUCACCAGUACACUCCACACAACAGCUGAAUCCGCCCCAUCACCUACAACCACCACCUCAUUCACAAUAUUUACAACGAUGGAAACACCUUCAUCCACUGUAGCAACUACAGGCACAGGUCAGACUAUAUUCACCAGUUCAACAGCCACAUCCCCUGAGACCGCCACACUGACUCCUACCCCUGACGUUUCCACAGGAUCUUUCAAAACAGCAGUGAGUUCUACUCCCUUCAUCACUUCUUCAAUCACCUCCACAUAUAUGGUGACUUCUAUGACAACUACCGCCCCUCUGCCCACAGUCACUAAUAUGUUACCAUUAUUCACCAGUAGCGUUUCAUCUUCUAUGCCUGUCCCAAGUACAGAAGCGAUUGCCAGUGGUACCACAAACACCACCCCUCUAUCUACCUUGGUGAUCACAUUCUCCAGUCCCGAUACCAGUUCUACACCUACAUCUGAGACCACCUACCCUACUUCUCUUACUAGUGCUCUCACAGAUUCCACGACCAGAACCACCUAUUCCACCAGUAUGACAGGUACAUUGUCCACUGUGACCUCUCUCCGACCCACCUCUUCCUCUCUCCCAACCACAGUUACAGCCACAGUUCCUACCACAAACUUGGUAACCAAGACCACCAAGACCACCUCACACAGUACUCCUAGCUUCACUUCUUCAAUCGCAACCACCGAGACCCCCUCACACAGUACUCCCCGAUUCACUUCUUCAAUCACCAAUACCAAGACCACCUCACACAGUACUCCAAGCUUCACUUCUUCAAUCACCACCACCGAGACCACCUCACACAGUACUCCCAGCUUCACUUCUUCAGUCACCACCACCGAGACCACCUCACACAGUACUCCCAGCUUCACUUCUUCAAUCACCACCACCGAGACCACCUCACACAGUACUCCUAGCUUCACUUCUUCAAACACCACCAACGAGACCCCCUCACAGAGUACUCCCAGCUUCACUUCGUCAAUCACCACAACAGAGACCACCUCAUACAGUACACCCAGCUACACUUCUUUGCUCACCACCACCGAGACUACCUCACAGAGUACUCCCAGCUUCACUUUGUCAAUCACCACAACAGAGACCACCUCAUACAGUACACCCAGCUACACUUCUUUGCUCACCACCAGCGAGACUACCUCACACAGUACUCCCAGCUUCACUUCAUCGAUCACCACUACCGAGACCACCUCACACAGUACUCCUAGCUUCACUUCUUCGAUCACCAACAUCGAGGCCACCUCACACAGUACUCCUAGCUUCACUUCUUCGAUCACCAACACCGAGGCCACCUCAUACAGUUCUCCCAGCUUCACUUCUUUGAUCACCACCGAGACCACAUCCCACAAUACUCCCAGCCUCACUUCUUCAAUCAACACCACUGAGACUACCUCACACAGUACUCCCAGCUUCACUUCUUCGAUCACCACCACUGAGACCACAUCCCACAAUACUCCCAGCUUGACUUCUUCAAUCACCACCACCGAGACCACCUCAUACAGUACUCCUAGCUUCACUUCUUCGAUCACCAACACCGAGGCCACCUCACACAGUACUCCCAGCUACACUUCUUUGAUCCCCACAACCGAGACCACCUCACACAGUACUCCUAGCUUCACUUCUUCGAUCACCAACACCGAGGCCACCUCACACAGUACUCCCAGCUACACUUCUUUGAUCCCCACAACCGAGACCACCUCACACAGUACUCCUAGCUUCACUUCUUCGAUCACCAACACCGAGGCCACCUCAUACAGUUCUCCCAGCUUCACUUCUUUGAUCACCACCGAGACCACAUCCCACAAUACUCCCAGCUUCACUUCUUCAAUCACCACCACUGAGACCACCUCACACAGUACUCCCAGCUUCACUUCUUUGAUCACCAGAAACAAGACCACCUCACACAGUACUCCCAGCUUCACUUCUUCGAUCACCACCACUGAGACCACAUCCCACAAUACUCCCAGCUUGACUUCUUCAAUCACCACCACCGAGACCACCUCAUACAGUACUCCCAGCUACACUUCUUUGAUCCCCACAACCGAGACCACCUCACACAGUACUCCUAGCUUCACUUCUUCGAUCACCAACACCGAGACCACCCCACACAGUACUCCCAGCUUCACUUCCUUGAUCACCACCACCAAGACCACCUCACACAGUACUCCCAGCUUCACCUCUUCGAUCACCACCACCGAGACCCCCUCACACAGUACUCCUGGCCUCACUUCAUGGGUCACCACCACCGAGACCACCUCACACAUUACUCCUGGCCUCACUUCUUCAAUCACCACCACUGAGACUACCUCACACAGUACUCCUGACUUCACUUCUUCAAUCACCACCACUGAGACCACCUCACACAGUACUCCCAGCUUCACAUCUUCAACCAUCUACUCCACAGUCAGUGCAUCCACAACUGCCAUCACCUCACCUUUUACUACCUCAGAGACUGGGGUGACUUCCACGCCUGUAACCCCAUCUUCUCUGAGUACAGACAUCCCAACCACAACCCUACGAAUUCUCACCCCUUCAUCUGUGGGCACCAGCACUUCAUUCACUACAACCACAGACCUUCCCUCUAUACCCGCUGAUAUCAGUAGCUUACCAACCCCAACACACAUCAUUUCAUCUUCUCCCUCCGUCCAAAGUACAGAAACCUCAUCCCUUGUGGGCACAACCUCUCCCACCGUGUCCACUGUAAGAGCGACCCUCAGAAGUACUGAGAACACCCCAAUCAGUUCCUUUAGCACAAGUAUUGUUGUUACACCUGAAACCCCAACACAGACCCCUCCUGUACUGAUGUCGGCCACUGGGACCCAAACAUCCCCUGUACCUACUACUGUCACCUUUGGAAGUAUGGAUUCCUCCACGCCCACUCUUCAUACUCUUACUCCAUCAACAGCCUUGAGCACGAUCAUGUCAACAUCACAGUAUCCUGUUCCUAGCACACAUUCCUCCACCCUUCAAACAACUCCUUCUACUCCCUCAUUGCAAACUUCACUCACAUCUACAAGUGAGUUCACUACAGAAUCCUUCACUAGGGGAAGUACAUCUACAAAUGCAAUCUUGACUUCUUUUAGUACCAUCAUCUGGUCCUCAACACCCACUAUCAUCAUGUCCUCUUCUCCGUCUUCUGCCAGCAUAACUCCAGUGUUCUCUACUACCACUCAUUCUGUUCCUUCUUCACCAUACAUUUUCAGUACAGAAAAUGUGGGCUCCUCUUCCAUCACAGCCUUUCCUACUCUCUCUUCCUCUGCAACUACCAGCACUUCUCCUACCAGCUCCUCUCUGACCACAGCUCUCACCGAAAUAACCCCCUUUUCUUAUAUUUCCCUUCCCUCCACCACACCCUGUCCAGGAACUGUAACAAUUACCAUAGUCCCUGCCUCUCCCACUGAUCCGUGUGUUGAAAUGGAUCCCAGCACUGAAGCUCCUUCUCCUCCCACCACCCCAUUAACAGUGUUUCCCUUUACUACCGAAAUGGUCACCUGUCCUAGCUCGAUCAGUAUUCAAACUACCCUUACUACAUAUAUGGACAUUUCUUCCAUGACGCCAGAAAGUGAGCCCAGCAUCACACCCAAUGCUUCCAGUUCCACUGGCACUGGGACUGUACCCACAAACACAGUUUUCACAAGUCCUCAAAUGCCCACCAGUGAGACCUGGCUGAGCACCAGCUCUGUGAUUCCUCCACCUCUUCCUGGCGUCUCUACUGUCCCGCUCACCACGAAACCAAGCAGUAGCCUCCCGACCAUCCUGAGGACUUCAAGCAAGUCAACACACCCCUCCCCACCAACCACCAGGACUUCAGAGACACCAGUGGCCACUACCCAGACUCCUACCACCCUUACAUCGCGCAGGACAACUCCCAUCACUUCUCAGAUGACCACACAGUCCACGUUGACCACCACUGCAGGCACCUGUGACAAUGGUGGCACCUGGGAACAGGGCCAGUGUGCUUGCCUUCCGGGGUUCUCUGGGGACCGCUGUCAGCUCCAGACCAGAUGCCAGAAUGGGGGUCAGUGGGAUGGCCUCAAGUGCCAGUGCCCCAGCACCUUCUAUGGUUCCCAUUGUGAGUUUGCUGUGGAACAGGUGGAUUUAGAUGUAGUGGAGACCGAGGUGGGCAUGGAAGUGUCUGUGGAUCAGCAGUUCUCGCCGGACCUCAAUGACAACACUUCUCAGGCCUACAGGGAUUUCAACAAGACCUUCUGGAAUCAGAUGCAGAAGAUUUUUGCAGACACGCGGGGCUUCACCUUCAAGGGUGUGGAGAUCCUGUCCCUGAGGAAUGGCAGCAUCGUGGUGGACUACCUGGUCCUGCUGGAGCUGCCCUUCAGCCGCCAGCUGGAGAGCGAGUAUGAGCAGGUGAAGACUGCGCUGAAGGAGGCGCUGCAGAACGCCAGCCAGGAUGCGAACAGCUGCCAGGACUCCCAGACCCUGUGUUUUAAGCCUGACUCCAUCAAGGUGAACAACAACAGCAAGACCGAGCUGACCCCGGAAGCCAUCUGCCGCCGCGCCGCUCCCACGGGCUAUGAGGAGUUCUACUUCCCCUUGGUGGAGGCCACCCGGCUCCGCUGUGUCACCAAAUGCACGUCGGGCGUGGACAACGCCAUCGACUGUCACCAGGGCCAGUGCGUUCUGGAGAGGAGCGGUCCCGCGUGUCGCUGCUACUCCACCGACACGCACUGGUUCUCUGGCCCGCGCUGCGAGGUGGCCGUCCACUGGAGGGCGCUGGUCGGGGGCCUGACGGCGGGCGCCGCGCUGCUGCUGCUGCUGCUGCUGCUGGCGCUGGGCGUCCGGGCGGUGCGCUCCGGAUGGUGGGGCAGCCUGCGCCGAGGCCGGUCCUGGGACCAGGACAGGAAAUGGUUCGAGACCUGGGAUGAGGAAGUCGUGGGCACUUUUUCAAACUGGAGUUUCGAGGACGAAGGAACAGACAAGCAUAAAAAUUUCCAUGUGGCCUUGGAGAACGUGGACACCACUGUGAAGGUGCACAUCAAGAGACCCGAGAUGACCUCAUCCUCAGUGUGAGCCCUGCGGGGUCCCUUCACCACCCGCUCCGCCCUGCUCCGGACACAAGGGUCUGCAUUGCGUCCAUUUCAAGAGGUGGCCCCAGGACGCGGACAGCCCAGGCUCCUGCUGUUCUUGGGCAAGAUGAGACUGUUCCCCCAAAUCUCAUCCUUCUCUUUCCAACUUGGCUGAAACCCACCUGGAGAUGCAGUUCAUGUCCAGGCUCUUCCACUGUGGAACCUUGGGCAAGUCAGUAACGAGCCUGUUUCCUCACCUGCAAAACGGGUACAACAUUCCUGUAUGAUAUCUCACGCCGUUGUUGUGAAAGCCACAUAGACUUGGUCAAUUCUCGGUCCUACUCUGCCCUCCCGUCUCAGCCCUCAUGCUGCCAUUGCCUCUCUGGGAUCCUCCAAUCCUCCUGUCCUUCACCUGGUCUCUGGCCCUGGUUCCUAUUUUCUCUCAAUUCCCUACUGCCUGUUUCUUACCUUGAACCUGGAGGCAGCCUGCAGCCCCAUCCCAUCUCCUGCCCUCUCCUGAUCUAACUGCCUGCUGCGUCUCUUGCGCUCAUUCCUUAGAUGUCCUCCCCUUCUGACCCCAUUCCUUCAUCCAUCCUGCCCCCCAGUCCCCCAGCCCUAAAUCCUCCCUCCUCUCCUCACAUCCCGGUCCCUAGCAAGGUAUAGAUAGCCUCUGUGUCUUAGGAUACCCCAGCUGCUGUUCCCCCCAUCACCCUGUUGCCCAAUUCACUGUUUCUCUUGCUCUCAUUCCUUGUAUCCUCUCCCCUUCUGAGCCUGUCCAUUCAUCAGUUCUGCCCCCGACUCCCCCUGACCUAAAUACCCCAGCUGCUGUUUCCCCCAUCACCCUGCUGCCCAAUUCUUUAUUCUCCACCCCUUUCUCUCACCCCUGGAGCCCCGUGGGUGGGGGCAGGCCAUGAGUUCCCCAGUCCCCAAGGAAAGGCAGCCCCCUCAGUCUCCCUCCUCCUCAUUCCCUUCGAUCCUCCUCCCUUCUCGCCUCGCCACUGCCUUUUAAACCCAUCCCCUCCGUUUCCCCUCCUCCCCACUCUCUGCCUGGUGUCACCUGGAUUCCUGCGGUAACUCUGAGCCCUUGAAAUCCUCAGUCUCCUGGGCUGGGAAGAUUGGCUUUGGGGACAGGAAGUCGGCACAUCUCCAGGUCUCCAUGUGAACACAGUAUAGAGUUUAUUGUAAAAAGCA
This is a messenger RNA of Nomascus leucogenys (northern white-cheeked gibbon), 12548 nucleotides long. RefSeq names its product mucin-3A-like. The record is from RefSeq and is a predicted model, not a curated record. Lineage: Eukaryota; Metazoa; Chordata; Mammalia; Primates; Hylobatidae. The coding region runs from base 142 to 11361 and encodes 3739 amino acids. The transcript has 13 exons.